AUGUGCUCGAGCUGUUCCAGGCGGCGCUGGCGCGGCUCGUGCAGGACCCGCUGCUCUGCGACCUCCCGCCGCAGGUCGGGGUGGCGGUUGGGGUUGGGGUUCAGAGGCGGCUCGGCGCAGCUCAGCCCCGCGGUGCCGCCCGCAGGUGACGCCGGAGGAGAUCGGCUCUCAAGUGGCGCUGGAGUACGGGCAGGCCAUGACGCUGUGGUGGUGGUGCAGAACGCGACGGUGCUCGAUCUAAAGAAGGCGCUGCGGCGGCACGUGCAGCUCCGGCAAGCGCGGCGUGGCGGCGUGCAGCAUCUCAGCUGGAAGUACAUCUGGAGGACGUACCACCUGACUUACAACGGGGAGAAGCUGGCGGAUGACGGAAAGAAGCUGAGAGAGUAUGGCAUCAGGAACCGGGAUGAGGUCAGCUUCAUCAAGAAACUCCGAAAGUGACCUGUCAGGCUUCACAGAACUCUGGAAGUCCAGUGCCCAGGAAGAACAGGUCUCUGUGCUAGCACUGAUUGAUUGCCAUCGUGCAAUUCAUCUGAUCCUCCUGUAUGUCUCUGUCUCACUGUACCCAAGUGACUGUUCUCCCUCUUUGCUCUUCACACUCCUGUACCAUUCAGAGCACCUGAAGUGUCCCAUCGCUGUAUGCAAGCAAAUGCAAGCAAAUGCAACCAGCAAAGGUUGCUGUUCCUCACUAGGUGUAUUCUGAGCCAUCUUUCUCAGUUACUGCAAGCUGUAAGGAGUUGCCGAAGGCACGUCUGCUUCUGUACCCUGUAGCUUUGUUUAGUUUUUCUUUUUUUUUUCUGGUUUACAGCAAUGAGUUCAGCUGAUUUGCUGUUUCCAGAAGGUGGGAUAAUACCUCUAGAUGACUUUUGGUCAUGGUAAUUUUGUGCAGCUGAUGCACUGAAGAAAACUUGUAGCACAGGAAGCAUUAGUAGCAUAUAUAUUUGCCUGUGUGCAGUCCAUGUAGACAUCACAAUUCUAGUACAAACACACAGUGGCCAAGACUCCCAACAUUGGUAGGUUUAAAACUGUCUCCCUCACCACAAUCAGUUGCUGAGAGCAGUGGUAACUGCCUGCAUUCUCAAUGUUCUGUUCCCUGGCUCCAGCUAGCUGGGUUAGAAACUGUCACUGUGAUCACAGAGGCUUUCAUCCUCUGUCAGUGGUAUCAUAUUUGCAGCACCUAGUGCAAUAUGACAUGUGCUGUGACAGCAGAGCUCUGCUUUACUCCAUGGAGCCCUGGAUGAUCCCCUGUACUGCAGUGAUAGGAGAGCCCAGUAUGCAGUUAACACUGCUGUUCCCAAAUAUUUCUUUUUCUU
Messenger RNA from Lagopus muta (rock ptarmigan), 1310 nucleotides. RefSeq names its product small nuclear ribonucleoprotein U11/U12 subunit 25 (gene SNRNP25). Gene Ontology annotation, molecular function: protein binding. Bases 1 to 438 code for a protein of 145 amino acids. Gene Ontology annotation, biological process: mRNA splicing, via spliceosome. NCBI's taxonomy places the organism in Eukaryota, Metazoa, Chordata, Aves, Galliformes, Phasianidae. The record is from RefSeq and is a predicted model, not a curated record. The transcript is spliced from 5 exons. Gene Ontology annotation, cellular component: U12-type spliceosomal complex.